Molecule: messenger RNA, 2127 nt
Organism: Periconia digitata
Lineage: Eukaryota; Fungi; Ascomycota; Dothideomycetes; Pleosporales; Periconiaceae
Source: the annotation of a GenBank genome assembly
AACAUCCAACCGACUACCUGCGACCAGCUCUCCCUCUCGUUACCCGGGCCGCAGUCCUCCCGCUACGCUUCGUGCGCAACCUUCAUCAUGGCGGACCUUUCUAUCGAGGAGGCGAAUAAAAUUCGCGUCGCUAUGGGAAUAGCACCGCUGCCUGUACCUGGCGCCGCUUCUUCUUCAGGCCCUGUAUUUAAGGAAUCCAAGGCUGCAGACGAUUCGGAUGACGAACCAGCGAGCACCGUCGAUACUCGUCAGGCCGCUGCCUACGACAACUGGCAGAAACUCCAGGAUGAGCAGAAAGCCGCCAAGAAGAAAGCAGAGCGCAACGCUGCCAUCAAAAAAGAGGGAGAGAGGGCCGGCCGAUUCGCUAAGUUGGAGGGCAAGGGCCUGGCUGAUGUUGAUGAUGAGGACGAUAUGGCAUGGCUGAAAGGGUCGAAGAAGCGAGCGAAGCAGAUUGCCAAGGCCGAGCAGAUGGCACGCGACUUGGAGGAUCGUGAGCGCCAGGCCAGGGAGGCAAUGCAGUACACUGAGGCUGAUCUGGCUGGCGUCAAGGUUGGCCACGAAGUUGACCAGUUCGAGGAUGGCGAGGAUCAAAUCUUGGUACUCAAAGACACAGCGGUCGACGCUGAAGAUGAUGACGAGCUUGAAGCUGUGUCUCUCAAGGAUAAAGAGCGGCUACAAGAGAAACUGGACACUAAGAAGCGGAAGCGCGUUUACGACCCCAACGAUGACGGCCAGACUGGUAUUCUUGCACAAUACGAUGAGGAAAUCGACGGCAAAAAGCGUAAAGCCUUCACUUUGGAUGGUCAAGGUCGGACUGUCGAACAGGUUCAAGCGGAAGCUGCGGGUGCCUCGAAACCUAAGCGGGUCGCCAUCAGCCUUGAUAUUCUCCAGGAUGAUACCCCAGCCAACGACUACAUGGACAUUUCCGAGGUCAAGAUGAAGAAACCCAAGAAAAAGAAGAAGACAAAGUCUUCCAAGAGGCAGCGCGUGGAGGACGACGAUGAACUCGCAGCCAUGGCAGAGGACCCGGCUGACGAAAUGGAUGUCGAAGAGCCCGUCAGCGUAGCUGGGAAGCCCAAGAAGAAGUUCAACGAAGAUCAGUCAUUCGUUGAUGACGACGAUCUUCAAGCUCAGCUUGCUGCACAGCGUCGACUUGCGUUGAAGAAACGCAAAAAGACUCGCCCCGAGGAUAUUGCUCGUCAGCUUCGUGAAGAAUCUACCCCCGCCACACCCAACUCGGGUGCCAUGGAUACGGCAGAACUACUGGACUUUGCCACGGAAGCUGAUGAUGCUCUAGUGAUUGACGAGACGACCGAGUUUGUACACAACCUAAAAGCUAGCGCCCACGACGACGACGAAGAGGAACUCCGUCAAACCCAGCGCCGAGCCACCAGCCACAUCUCGGAAGGUGUCAAGUCUUCCACCGCUGGCCAAAUCGAUGAUGAUGGCGAUGUCAACAUGGGACAGUCUUAUGCGGAAGCCGGUGAAGCAGAGGACCGCGACGCAGAAGCCACGGAUCCAGCCGCCGCAGCGACAAACCUCACAGAGACAGGUCUCGAAGCAGAGAAAACCACCGACCAAGGCCUGGGAGCUACCCUUGCACUCCUGAGGCAGCGUGGUGUCCUAGCAUCUACCGAUGGUGAUGACAGGAAUGCUCUGACUCGCGAGCGCGAAACGUUCCUUGCCGAGAAGAGACGUGCCGAAGAAAAGGCUGAGCGCAUCAGAAAGGAUCAGCGUGAGCGAGAACGCAAUACUGCCAGAUGGAACACUAUGACGAGGGCUGAGCGUGACGAAUGGUCUCGCAAGAACAAUGUCGCUGCCGAUCAGAUGGAGAGCCGGAUCUCCAACGAUCUUUACAACAAAAAGUACAAGCCCAUUGUGGAACUCAAAUAUGUCGACGAGCAUGGACGACAUCUCGACCAGAAGGAGGCUUUCAAGAUGUUGAGUCACCAGUUCCACGGAAAAGGCAGUGGCAAUACAAAGACCAAGAAGCACCUCGACAAGAUCGCAGCCGAGAACAGGAAGCUUGCAGAGAGCUCUCUGGACAUCAGCCGCGCUGGUGGACUCAGCGGUGCUCAAGACCAGCAAGCGAAGAAGAACAAAUUUGCUGGUGUUCGUCUCCAGUAA